This is a messenger RNA of Mizuhopecten yessoensis (Yesso scallop), 6421 nucleotides long. RefSeq names its product pre-mRNA-splicing factor ATP-dependent RNA helicase PRP16-like. Gene Ontology annotation, biological process: mRNA splicing, via spliceosome. Bases 329 to 4048 code for a protein of 1239 amino acids. NCBI's taxonomy places the organism in Eukaryota, Metazoa, Mollusca, Bivalvia, Pectinida, Pectinidae. Gene Ontology annotation, molecular function: ATP binding; RNA binding. The record is from RefSeq and is a predicted model, not a curated record. The transcript is spliced from 25 exons. Gene Ontology annotation, cellular component: spliceosomal complex; intracellular anatomical structure.
AGAGAAAUCAAUGUGCUUCCGGUUUUAUAUAUGGACGAGGGAAAUACGUUUAAAAACAGAAAGUCUGUGGUGUGAUUGUAGAGGGUUUAUUGAUUUUUAUCACGUCUAUUUCGUUGUUUUACUGUACACUUUCAUAACCAGAUUCUUAAGAAAUUGUACAAGUGUCCAAUUGUGUUGAGUUGGGUAGGAAUAGCUCUGUACCACAAUGUAAAUCUUCGAAAUUCGUCUGCUUGCAACAGUGUGUAUUAUACAGUACGGGUUUUACACCGCUCUGAUCAACAUCUGCUCGAUGAAUAUUCUCAGAAUGGAAUAACACGAAUUAACGAACAUGUCAGAAAUUGUUGAACCCGAUGACGACCCGUCGUUACACAGAUUAGAGGGGUCAACUGGGAGAGAGAAAGGAGGACUAAUUAUCAAAAAGAAAAAAUCGAAUCAUGAAUUUACAAAACCAGAAAUAUCAAGCCCAAGGGUAUCUCUGUUAGGUUUGGAUAGAUUAGCAGCUGCUAAACGUCUGGGAGAUGCGUCGGAAGAGGAUCAGAGGAAAAAAUCUAGAAUAAUGUCUUAUCAAGACGACGAUGACAGUGAUAGUGAUGAUGAACCUGAUGAAAAUAAUGACAGGUCUAAAAAGCACAAAGGUCAUAAAGACAGAAAUUACCGUCAGUCUAAAAUUGAGACGCCAUCACACCCAGGAGGUGUGAGCAGGGAGGCUAAAGACAGACAAAAGCAACGACACAGAGACCGAGGAGUGUAUGCCUCUAGUUCAUCCAAAGACAAAGACAGAAGGGAGCGGAGGGAAGACAGACAUAGCAGAGACCGAGAUCGCCAUAGAUAUAGGGACAAAGAUCGCAGACCAAGAAGGGAUGACAGAAGUGAGCGUAGUGAUCGGAGUCAUCGAAGUGACCGUGACUCAGAGAGGAGUCGUUGUAGCUACAGAGAAUGGGAAGAGACUCCAGAGAGGUUCAGAGAUGCACCUCCAACUCCUGACUUUGGCGGCAAAGACACUCCUUCUGUGUAUGGUUGGGAUGAUGAUGACGUGACGCCCCUCAAGCGAUCCUCUUGGGAUCUCCUGACACCUAGGUCAAACACUAGCAGUGACAACGAGAACAGUGUCCGGAGCAAUCGCUCAUCCUUCGAUAAGAGAAGCAAGCGAGGUCCUAAAGAGACUCCACUACCAACCCCGACUUUCAAGUACAACGACUGGAUGGACAACAAGAAGAGGAUACAGUAUACACCAAAGGAUGGUGGCAGCAGGAGAGACACAGAUGGCCGUCGUGAUAUUGAAUUUGAGUCGGAGGAGGAUAGGCUGGAUUGGGAGCGUGAACAGAAGAGGCUUGACCGUGAGUGGUACAACAUGGAUGAAGGAUACGAUGAUGACAACAACCCCUUUUCCGGCACUUCAGAGGAGUACACACGCAAGAAGGAAGAGGAGAUGGAAAAAAAGAAGAAAAAAAGGAUGACUGCUAGACAAAGACAGAUCAAUAAGGACAUUGAGUUGUGGGAAACAAACAGAAUGCUUAGAAGUGGAGUUAUCACAAAGACUGAUUAUGACGAGGAUUUUGAUGAUGAAAACGAAGCGAAAGUGCAUCUUCUAGUCCAUAACAUUGUGCCACCAUUUCUUGAUGGACGUAUUGUUUUCACCAAACAACCAGAGCCAGUCGUUCCUGUUAAGGACCCGACAUCAGAUUUAGCUCAAGUGGCCAGAAAGGGAAGCUUGGUUGUCAGAAAGUUCAGGGAACAGAAGGAAAAACGGAAAGCUCAGCAGAAACACUGGGAAGUAGCGGGCACAAGGAUUGGAGAUAUCAUGGGGGUAAAGAAGAAAGAAGAGGAGGGAGACAAGCUGGAUGCGAAAGGGGAACUAGAUUAUAAAACUGACCACAAGUUUGCAGAUCUAUUACAAGAUAAAACUGAAGCAGUCAGCGACUUUGCCAAGGCAAAAACACUGUCAGAACAGAGGAAAUUUCUGCCCAUAUACGCAGUUCGAAAUGAGCUGUUGAACGUGAUUCGUGAUAACAGUAUCAUCAUCAUUGUUGGAGAAACCGGGUCUGGAAAGACCACUCAACUUACUCAGUAUCUUCAUGAGGAUGGCUACACCAACUACGGAAUGGUUGGCUGCACACAGCCUCGUCGAGUAGCCGCCAUGUCUGUUGCCAAGCGUGUCUCUGAGGAGAUAAAAUGCAAGCUGGGUGAGGAGGUCGGAUAUGCCAUACGAUUUGAGGAUUGUACCACUGAGAAAACCAUAAUUAAGUACAUGACAGAUGGUAUCUUACUGAGGGAGUCACUACGGGAGUCAGAUUUGGACCAUUACAGCGCCAUUAUCAUGGACGAAGCUCACGAGAGAUCGCUCAACACAGAUGUCCUUUUCGGCUUGUUACGAGAAGUCAUUUCAAGGCGUCAUGAUUUGAAGUUGAUUGUUACCUCUGCCACAAUGAAUGCAACCAAGUUUGCAAGCUUCUUCGGCAAUGUGCCCGUUUUUGAGAUCCCUGGCAGAUGCUUUCCUGUGGAACUCUUCUUCAGCAAAAACACGGUCGAGGAUUACGUGGAUUCGGCCGUAAAACAGGCGAUGCAGGUCCACCUGCAGGGCAUGGACGGUGAUUUACUGAUCUUCAUGCCUGGACAAGAAGACAUUGAAGUGACGUGUGAACUUAUAUCAGAACGUCUCGGCGAGCUAGAUGAUGCUCCCCCAUUAGCCAUCCUGCCCAUCUACUCCCAACUUCCGAGUGACCUUCAGGCCAAGAUAUUCCAGAAGGCUCCAGAUGGUGUGAGAAAGUGUGUGGUUGCUACGAACAUUGCGGAGACUUCACUCACAGUUGAUGGUAUUAUGUUUGUGGUGGAUGCUGGAUACUGCAAACUUAAAGUAUUCAACCCUAAGAUUGGUAUGGACGCCCUGUCAAUCUACCCCAUCAGUCAGGCCAAUGCUAACCAGAGAUCAGGCAGAGCUGGAAGAACAGGCCCAGGCCAUUGCUAUCGUCUGUACACCCAGCGACAGUACAAGAAUGAGAUGCUGACUGCCACAGUACCCGAGAUACAGAGGACGAACCUGGCUAAUGUGGUCCUCCUCCUAAAGUCCCUGGGAGUGCAGGACCUGCUCCAGUUCCACUUCAUGGAUCCUCCUCCUCAGGACAAUAUCCUGAACUCCAUGUACCAGUUAUGGAUUCUUGGUGCUCUAGACAAUACUGGAUCCCUGACACCCCUCGGCCGACAGAUGGUGGAGUUUCCACUGGACCCCGCCUUGUCUAAGAUGUUGAUUAUCUCCCUUGAAAUGUGCUGCAGUGCAGAAAUUCUGAUCAUUGUGUCCAUGCUGUCGGUACCAGCCAUUUUCUACCGCCCUAAAGGUCGGGAAGAGGACUCUGACGCAGCCAGGGAGAAGUUCCAGGUCCCGGAGAGUGACCACCUCACCUUCCUCAAUGUCUAUGAGCAGUGGAAACGAAAUGCAUAUUCAGCCAGCUGGUGCAAUGAACACUUCAUCCAUAUCAAAGCCAUGAGAAAGGUGCGGGAGGUACGUCAACAACUGAAGGAGAUAAUGGACCAACAGAAGAUGGAGCUCAUCUCUACCGGCAAUGAAUGGGACAUCGUAAGGAAGUGCAUCUGUUCUUCUUACUUCCAUCAGGCCGCCAGGCUGAAGGGCAUAGGCGAGUAUGUGAACGUGCGGACAGGAAUGCCAUGCCAUCUGCAUCCGACCAGUGCCUUGUUUGGUAUGGGCUACACCCCUGACUACAUUGUGUACCACGAACUCAUCAUGACAUCCAAGGAAUACAUGCAGUGUGUAACCUCUGUGGACGGUCACUGGCUAGCCGAGCUGGGACCUAUGUUUUACAGCAUCAAGGAUGCUUCCAAGACUAGACAGGAAAGAAAGAAAGUGGCAGUGGAGGAAAUGAAUGCAAUGGAGGAAGAAAUGAAACGUGCAGAGGAAUUAAUUCGUGCUCGGAAAGAACACCAGGAUGCUAAAAGCCUUACUGGCAAAGGCACAAACAUAGCUACACCUGGUCUGAAAGACCCUGCUACACCUGCACACACACCUCGAAGGACUCCUGCAAAGUUUGGCAUUUGAGAUCACCUUAUCCAACCCAGUCUCUCAUUAAAAAGCAUCAGUCAUCUGUAUGCCUAUCGAUGUACAUCAAGAUUUGACUGAGAUGUGUAUACAUAUGUUUACAUAUGUGCAACUGCCCACUGACCACAAACGCCUAAGCAUUGUGCAAAUUUCAGGAGUAUCUCUGCAUACUUGUACAAAAUGGAGGACUGACUACAAGGUCAAACAAAGGGCAUCCUUUUUGAUACGGGUGUCUGACAAUCCUUCCGGACAUCCAAUUUUCAUUUUGAUUCACCAGAGAACUGUGUGGUUAUAGGAUGGCAAGGCUAUCUCUCAAUUUAGCAAUCAGAUCAGUCCUGAUGGGCUUGGACCAAGAUUUUCUCGGCUUUCCACAGCUUCAGAGAUAUUCUUUGUGAUCACAGGCUGGUCGGUCUGUACCAGGUUUACAAACAGCUCUGCUUUCACCAUGGAACAGAAUCCCAUGUCUAUGAAAAGAUUCUGCAACAGACCUGAAUCCUGUGAAAGUCCUGUGCAGCAGACCUAAUUUGUGCUUUUGAGUUUCAUAUAUAUGUUCACGUACAUAAAAGAAGAUCUGUAUAUCUCAUCAUUUCCAAAUAAUGUAGAUUUUUUAAAGAUUGCACCUGUAGCCAUUAUAGACAUGAAGGGUUGUUUUGAAUAUGCCAAGAUCUAUGCAGAAUAUUUCUUAGCUGCUGGAAGUGUAACUUUGAGUCGUCCACCUGUGCUAUUUUGAAAAAUCAUGGAUGAUGUUCAAUUUCUCAUUGAAUCAUGGAAUUGGCAAAAAAAGGAUAAAUAAUUCAAUUUUGUCAUGGUUAACGAUAAUGCUACUAAGUACUAUGAUCAUUCUUCAUUAAAAUUUGUAUUUAAGUCAAGUUGUUUGAUCUGGCGCACAUUUCCGUAAUCAACACUGAUUUACACCUGACUAGUCUCGUUCCUGCUGAGGAAAAUAUUGAUGGAUCGAGCUGUCACACUGCUCUUUCCUCAUGAUUUGAUACAUAUCAUUAUAUUAGUGUCAUUGUUCAAAUACUUAGAUUCAAAUAAAAACAAUAAUGAGAAUUGUUAGCUUCAAACAUUUUUAUUUUUACAUAACUCAAGAUUUAAAGCUUGUGACAUCUUUUGUUGUUUCAACCAAGUUCAUCCUUGAUACUCAAGGGGGUUACGCUCACUUUCGUUCUCUGCACCCCGGGAAUAUGUUAUAGCAAGAUAGAAGGGACGCGGUUAGCUAUUUGAUUGGUCUCCGGUAAAAAAAGUAACCUAGGUCGAUACCUGUCCUUUGGAGAUUACAAAGAAGCAACACCCGACUUAAAAGGCAGUCAAUUUUACUGUUGCGCUAAGUGGGAUUCGUUUGACAUAUUCCAGGGGUGUAGAGAUCGUGUAUAAGUGUGCGUAACCCCUGGAGUAUCAAGGAUGUACACAUUAUGUUAAAUGAAUAUUCAGUCAAUAUAUCUCCACUUGCCUUGCUGUGUCCAGUCUUUGAUUGUCUUUCCUUUAUAUUUGCCAUGUUUAUUGACUUUAACCUCGAUACACGGAACUGAAAAUGUGUUCAUACCUAAUAUUUGAGUUUUUCCUAGAGCAUCAAUAAUGGACCAUCUACCAUUUUUGGUAGCCAGGGACAUUUAUUUACCCCCAUGGGCAGAUAUUUUUAUGAAGAUUGUUAUCCUAUCACUGAUUAUUAAGUUGAAACUUACGCUGAAAUGGCAAACACUAGUACUAACGGUCGAAUCAUGACGCAUCCAAAAUUAAGAAAAAGUAUCGUGAAACGAAAUUGAUUGCAACUAAUUGCUGUAAUAGUGCAUCGCGGUGAAUUGUGACACAUCUAAUAAUUGAGUCCCGGUAAUCCAGUCACCUUCAUUCUCAGCAAAAAACACCUUGACUGUGCAUUACCGAGACAAUUUUGGAGGGGGAAAAAGGGUCUAUGUUUUCCAAAAUCAGUGGCAGUUUAUAGUGAGACAACUGAAUGAUAAGUGGCUGGAUUGUGGAGCUUUGGCUGUGCUUUCAUAAACAGUGUUUUUCUUCACCAAUGAGUCAAAUACAUGUACUCAUGUUUUUAAAUUUUACUUUCUGAAUUUUUGAAAUUCGUGAAUUUUACAUUGAAUGACUCACUGUAUGGAAAAAGUGGACAAAACACUAAGUGAUAAUUAUAACUAGGGUUAUGAACGGUUUCACAGUCGAAAGACCCUGAACCAGUUACCAAAAUCAAUAACUGAAUAGUCAGGGACAUUCAAUUACCCCCAUGGGUAGCUCAUUUGGGUGUUGACAGGCUUUAAAUACAUGAGAUGAGUAAACUAUCAUGAAAAAUUAAUAUAUAUGAAUGUUAGUUCAUUUUGAAUGGAAAAUGUGCUAAACAUAUAAUGUAUCCAUUGCUGUAAUUGUUUG